Molecule: messenger RNA, 1583 nt
Organism: Malaclemys terrapin pileata
Lineage: Eukaryota; Metazoa; Chordata; Testudines; Emydidae
Gene: PSMA8
Product: proteasome 20S subunit alpha 8
Exons: 7
Coding region: 399-1148 (249 amino acids)
Biological process (GO): ubiquitin-dependent protein catabolic process
Cellular component (GO): proteasome core complex, alpha-subunit complex; proteasome core complex; nucleus
Source: RefSeq, a predicted model, not a curated record
CGUGGCUGGUUUGUGCAGUCCUGAAUGCCUGGGGGCUCUUGGCUAUCCAGGCCUGGGGGCGAGGAGAGCUCUGAGGAGGGAAAGGCUCGUUUACUCUCCAUAGAUCCGGGACCUGUGUCCUCCCUCUGAGGACAAAGGGGCACGCUCAGGCCCUGGCAGCGUCAGGCCGUCUAAGUGUUAGGGCUGCCUCCAGCAGCGAGCCUGCCUGCGCCCUCCGCGCCAGGGCAGCCCCCAGAGCUCCUCUCCCGGCGGCUGGCGCGCUCCCUAGGCAGCCCCCUGCCGGCCGGCUCCGGAACAGCAGCCAGCCCGGCAGGCAGGGAGGGGUCUCUCGCCCGGAGCAGCAGGUGCGCGGAGCGGGAGCGGCGGCCGGGGCGUCCCCAGCGCGCCGCAGGAGGAGCAUGGCUGCCCGCUAUGACCGCGCCAUCACCGUGUUCUCCCCGGACGGGCACCUCUUCCAAGUGGAGUACGCCCAGGAGGCCGUGAAGAAGGGCUCCACGGCUGUUGGAAUUCGAGGGCUGGACAUAGUUGUAUUGGGGGUAGAGAGAAAGUCUGUUGCCAAACUUCAGGAAGAAAGAACUGUGAGAAAGAUUUGUGCACUUGAUGAUCAUGUCUGCAUGGCUUUUGCAGGUCUGACUGCUGAUGCUAGAAUAAUAAUUAACAGAGCCCGUGUGGAGUGUCAAAGCCAUAAACUUACUGUUGAGGAUCCAGUCACAGUAGAAUAUAUAACACGCUAUAUAGCAUCUUUAAAGCAGCGCUAUACACAGAGCAAUGGACGUAGACCUUUUGGUAUUUCUGCCUUGAUUGUGGGCUUUGAUGAUGAUGGUAGUCCCAGAUUGUAUCAGACAGACCCAUCUGGUACAUAUCAUUCUUGGAAGGCAAAUGUAAUUGGUCGCAAUGCUAAAACUGUGCGUGAAUUUUUGGAGAAGAAUUACACAGAAGAAGCUAUAGCAACUGACAAGGAAGCUAUCAAAUUAGCAAUCAGAGCUUUGCUAGAAGUUGUGCAAUCUGGUGGAAAAAACAUUGAACUUGCAAUAAUAAGGAGAAACCAACCACUGCAGAUUUUUAGUGCAAAGGAUAUUGAAUCACAAGUUGCAGAAAUAGAGAAGGAAAAAGAAGAAUCUGAAAAGAAAAAGAAGAAAAGUAUUUAAAUCCCAGAUAAAUGCUGAUUGCUGCUUAUUAAAAUGUUUCCAAAGUUUUAACAAAUACUAGCUGACCACAAUAUUUACAGCUGCUGAAUAAACUUGUCUCUUUCAUUAUCAAAUACUCUAGUUUUCUGAAACCUGUUACAAUUACAAAUGUGCUAGUCCUAAUGUGCUUGUAUUUACUAUGGUGUGCAAACAGGCAGGUAUUUGCACCUUACCAUUCCUCCAUUUAUUUAUUGUUUACAUAUUCAGCAUUAAAAGGCAUUGUCAAACUUCCUGUAAGCAAAUUAUCACCAAACUAUUGGCACAUCUCUGUACAAGAUAUUAAAGGUUUACAAGUGUUCAAUUUUUUCUUAUGUAACUUUUUGCAAGUUUGAUAAGUCUGUGUUUACAUACUAUUACUGUUACAUAUGGAAUUCAAUAAAGUUCUGAUUUAUGUUU